Molecule: messenger RNA, 4749 nt
Organism: Oreochromis aureus
Lineage: Eukaryota; Metazoa; Chordata; Actinopteri; Cichliformes; Cichlidae
Gene: ergic3
Product: ERGIC and golgi 3
Exons: 14
Coding region: 80-1249 (389 amino acids)
Biological process (GO): endoplasmic reticulum to Golgi vesicle-mediated transport; retrograde vesicle-mediated transport, Golgi to endoplasmic reticulum
Cellular component (GO): endoplasmic reticulum; COPII-coated ER to Golgi transport vesicle; endoplasmic reticulum membrane
Source: RefSeq, a predicted model, not a curated record
UGAAAGUGGAGGACUGGUGUGUGUCUGGAGGAAUCUGUCGGUAACAUUUUUUUGUAGCGGGUGAUUAGAGGUUUAGAAAAUGGACACGUUAAACAAACUGAAGCAGUUUGACGCUUAUCCUAAAACUCUGGAGGAUUUCCGAGUGAAGACGUGGGGAGGAGCGACCGUGACUAUAAUCAGUGGUGUCAUCAUGCUAAUCCUGUUUGUCUCUGAGUUGCAAUACUAUCUGACUAAAGAGGUCCAUCCUGAGCUGUAUGUCGACACGUCACGGGGAGACAAACUCAAAAUCAACAUCGAUAUUAUUUUCCCUCACAUGCCGUGUGCCUAUCUUAGUAUAGAUGCAAUGGACGUGGCUGGUGAGCAGCAGCUGGACGUUGAACACAAUCUGUUCAAACAGCGGCUGGAUAAAGAGCUCAAACCUGUCACCCAGGAGGCAGAAAAGCACGAGCUUGGUAAGGCUGAUGAUGGCGAAGUGUUUGAUCCCAGCACGCUGGACCCAGACAGAUGCGAGAGCUGCUACGGAGCUGAAACUGAAGAUCUCAAAUGCUGCAACACCUGUGAUGAUGUGCGGGAAGCGUAUCGGCGGCGAGGCUGGGCGUUCAAGAGUGCAGACACCAUCGAGCAGUGUAAAAGAGAGGGUUUCACUCAGAAGAUGCAGGAGCAGAAGAAUGAAGGCUGUCAGGUUUACGGCUUCCUGGAAGUCAACAAGGUGGCAGGAAAUUUCCACUUCGCUCCAGGAAAAAGUUUCCAGCAGUCUCAUGUCCACGUGCACGCUGUGGAAAUACACGACCUGCAGAGUUUUGGCUUGGACAAUAUAAACAUGACCCAUCUGAUAAAACACCUGUCGUUUGGUAAAGAUUACCCCGGUCUUGUUAACCCCCUGGAUGGGACCGAUGUCACAGCACCACAGGCGUCAAUGAUGUACCAGUAUUUUGUGAAAAUUGUUCCUACCAUCUACAUGAAAACUGAUGGCGAGGUGGUAAAAACAAACCAGUUCUCAGUCACCAGGCACGAGAAAGUGGCCAACGGGCUAAUAGGAGACCAGGGGCUGCCAGGCGUCUUUGUUUUAUAUGAGCUGUCACCCAUGAUGGUUAAAUUCACAGAGAAACACAGAUCCUUUACGCACUUCCUAACAGGAGUUUGUGCCAUUAUUGGAGGAGUAUUUACAGUGGCCGGUCUGAUCGACUCGCUCAUCUACCAUUCAGCUCGUGCCAUCCAGAAGAAGAUAGAGCUGGGGAAGACAUCCUAACAGCGCUCCCCAGUGGCCUCCACGGUGCAACACAGACCAAGACACUGACAGAGCCAGAAGGACAGAGAGAAGAAGGGCAGAAAGGUGGAGGGAGAAGUUUGAAAGCGGGAGCACAGCUCUCCAUCUCUCUGUCUUCUCUUAGGUCGAGGGAGAGAAAUGCAGAGAGAGACAGAGGUUUUAAAUCGUCCAGGUUUUAAAUUUCUCUGCCUCUUUUUUUGUUCAUGAAAAAGUCUGGAGAGGAACUUGUGCGUUUUUGAAUUUUCCUCUCCACACAGGACAGAGACAGAAUCAGAGAUUGAUUUUUCUGUGAUUGAUUACAAGCACAGCAGCAGAUGCACACCCAGCCUCCGGGGGGGGAAAGGACCUGCGCACCGGUCCACUGUCAGAUCACAACACCGAAUGAUUGUUGAGGAGCGUGGUUGAGCCCCGUGUCUAGAGGAAUGAGAAAUUCAGGCCAUCUAUCACUUAUUCACCUCAUAUAACCUGGACUCACUGAUGAAAUUUCACACAAAUUGAAGCCCCAGUAGGCCUUAAAAGUCACAAUCAUGUAAAAUAUGUUUGUCUUAUUUUAUCUUUCUUACUCUCAGCAAGUUCCACAAAAGAGCUAAACCAACCCUGCUCUAUUGCUGCCAACUGGCUGUUUUGAAUAACAGUUGUAAAUCAAAUUAAUGAAGCUAACUAACCGGCUAUUUUAAGAAAUAACUGGGAAGCUGUUGUUUUUUAGUAUUAUGUAUUUAGAUAGUCAGAUAGUUUGUUGGUUUUGGUCUUUUCAAAAGGGAUUUAUUGACAAGAAAAAUAUUAAAUUUAGCCUGACUUGCAAAUUCUCAUCCCUUUAUGUCUUUCUGUACAACUGAGAAGUUGAAUUUAGUGUUUAAAUAUUGCUAAAAUGUAAUUAACCCCCCUGUCCCUCCAAAAAAAAGACUUACGUUAACACCUAGUUGAAUCCUGAGAUGCACUUUCCCAGUAUAUUAGUUUCAGUGUUGAAUAUUUAAAGGUUCAAAUACAACGCAUAAACAAACUUCCGGUAAAAAGAUGAAAAAUGUCAUUUUCACCAAUUUAUUCUGGCGAUGUGGCCUGCAGGUCUUCAUCAGAGCUCUGAUAAAUACCCUGACCAUGUUAUAAACCAAGCAGGACCUGAGUGAAGUAAAACACAGGCGUGCUAAAUAGAUGACAGAAAUGUUUCAGUGUUGUGUAAAUGAAAGCUGUGUAGCCCAGCCCUCAAUCUGUGUGUAGCUGGGAAAAAAUGAAAUGAUAAAAUCAGAGCACUGCAAAUAUUCCCACGUAAUUAAAGCCGCUAUGUAAAGACGUCUGAUUAUUCAGUCAAACCGCUUUUUUGAGUAGACUUAAAAUAGCCUCAUGUCGGUGUCCUCCAUCAUUAUUGCACCAUCAGAGGCAGCUGUCUCAGAUAAUCACCCCUCUUUGAACACAGCAUUUGAACUAUUUGAAUUGCUGAACAAUAAAUAAAUAAAUUCAAAGACGUGAUUAAAAUUUUUGCUUUCUUGCUAACAGUUAUAACUUUUAUUGCCUCAAAACUAUUACUGGAAGUUGAAGGAGUCAUUAAUUUAAGAAUUCUACAUAUGGUGGCUAAAAAACAGAUGUUAGGACUGAGUCUCUGCCCACCCGACACCCGAGGAGGGAAAACUAAUGGGGAUUGAAUAAAACUCCCUCGGAUUUACUGCUGGAAUAUUAGUUAAAUUGCACCGUUUCCAUCUGUCUGACUUUCAUCAGGUUUACACACAUAGGCACAUCAUGUGAGUCUGAGGAUUACUGGUCUGAGGUUAGUGUAAGAACUUGACUCUAUCACAUAUCAUCGGGUUGGAAAGAAAAUACAAAGAUGAAUCACAAUAGCUCACUGUGGUGGUGUGUGUGGUUCUAAUGACACAUCUUCCAGACUGCACUCUACGUAUCCUCCUCUCCUCAGCAUCCCCUUGACUUUAGUCAUUCAAUUAUUUUCUCCCCUAAACCUGAACAGUGAGAUUUGGUCACAUGACAUUUUAUAGUGACUGUCUACAGAAAAUUGUUGUAAUUCAUUUAUGGUUAUAGAGGAAGUUGCCUCCCUAGAGACCAAAGUGACCCCUGACUCUUCCCAUAAUGUGAAUUGGAAAUGAAAUCUUUCCCAUGAUUUUACCAUCAUUUUUUUUUUGUAUUCAGGAUAUGUGCAAAUACACUGAUCACUGCCUCAGGAGAGGGGCUGAAUCCAACAAUUCAACACUUUGAAUACAAAAAAGAUAUUCUUGAAUUAGAAUACUGAGGGAAGCGGUUGAUUUGUUGAGGUUUGUCUAUUUCUUUCAUACGGCGGGGUAGCUAAAUAUAAAUCUGCCCGCUUAGACUGCGGUUAAAUUAUUGUUUGUUUUUUUUUGUGAAAUGCGGAUGUUAAAAAUUUGGUGCAGCCAGUAGCUUCAGAUGACGAUAUUCCUCCUCAUCCCCGUGACCCGAGUGUUAUUCUCAUCCAAAAGCUUCAGUCAGUAAAUGAGAGGGGUCAACAGGCAGCUUCAAACCACAAGAAGAGAGCGUGUAAAUGUCUGACUGUGUUCCUGACUCACAUGUUGAGUCACCAUGUGGUGUCCAGAUGUUUCUGCCAGUUUGAACUUCGCCCCUGUUGUUUAUUCUGAAGAUCGUCAGACUGAACCGAAAUCUGGGUUUGAAAUUGUUGGUUUGGAAACGAUCUUUUCUCAGAGAACCUCGAUGGUGUUUUACAUCAUUAAAGUGUCAGGCUCGGCUUACAUCAAUGAUGAACAAUUUCAAGAGCAUGCUGUGAGCUUUUUUGAGCCUUGAGUUGAAUUGAGGUUCAUAUUUUUGGGGGAAGAUCAACUUUCAGUCCUAAGUGUUGGGUAUCUUUAGCUUUAGCUUCUGCAGCUUGGAACUGGGAAUCAGAAGCUGUCCCUCCUGCUGUGUUCAAGGAGAGCUGGAAACCCUCAAAGUCUCACUGAACCUCAAAACUAAAAGUUCCGUUUUCUGUCAACGCAGUGUUGGCUAAAAAAGUCCUUUGCAAAGUCAUUACCAGAUUUCCUCCCAGUAUUGAUGUUUGUUUAUGCAAAUGACUUCUUCACAGUUCUUACUUGAUCAAAUCUUAUCAAACUGUUCGAGUUUAAGCUUGUUCUCAAAUAUGGUUCAAGUUAUACCCACCUUCUGUUUUAACUGUUCCAUGUAUUGAGUCAUGAUGGUCUUAGGAGGACGGCAAAACAUGGUGUGAAUCUGUGACUGAAGCUCAUGUCAGUGCGGUGGGUCCUGCUUGUUAUGACUGUAUACUCUAAGGAUCUCUCUAUGUGUAAAAGCUUCUGAAAUCCGGUUGAUUUUGAAAGAUCCCGGUUGUUCUCAGUUGUUGAUGGUUGUUUUGUUGCACCUUUUAACAUCAUAAUCAGGGGCAGGGGUCGUGUGUGUGUGUGUGUUUGUGUGUGUAUGUGUGAGAGAGGGAGAGUGACAGAGAGAAAUGUAUUUAUAUUUUGAUUGUCCUCAAACAGUUUUUAAAAUGACAGACAAUAAAUGUUGAAUACACCAGC